Messenger RNA from Carassius gibelio (silver crucian carp), 4892 nucleotides. Its product is annotated as protein NPAT. Lineage: Eukaryota; Metazoa; Chordata; Actinopteri; Cypriniformes; Cyprinidae. The record is from RefSeq and is a predicted model, not a curated record. Gene Ontology annotation, molecular function: protein binding; transcription coregulator activity. Gene Ontology annotation, cellular component: nucleus. The transcript is spliced from 17 exons. Bases 170 to 4168 code for a protein of 1332 amino acids.
UAUCCGGGUCAGAGGAGGCGAAUUUCCGCGCCUUUUCGUAGUCGGGAUGGAUGAGAGGGUUAAACAACCAGCAAUAUUUACACCGUAUGAUCACAUUAUGGACUAAAUUAAACUUUAAUAAACUUGUUUCGGAUGCGGACGAUUUGGUGACACAAGAUAACGUCUAAAUAUGUUGCUCCCGUCUGAUGUCGCCAGACUUGUGCUGGGCUACCUGCAGCAAGAAGGGCUCACUGCCACAAGCCGAGCCUUCAUCUAUGAGAGUCCAAACCUGAAGGAGUAUGCGGAGCACAGCUCAGGGGACGGGCUCAUCCCUGCCUGUGUGUUUGUAUGUGUCGAGUUCAUGAUUGAUAACACGGUGUCUCUUUUUGGAAAAAACCUGAUCACGAUUUUAAAUGAAUACGUUGCUAUUAAAGCAAAAGAAACAAGUCAAGAAACUCAAAUCCCAGCUGUGAUGACAUCAUUAUGGAAAAAGCUUGACUUCACACUGAACCAAAUCAAGUCUCUGCAGAAUUCUCCUGCAGUGCAACUGAAUCAGCGACUUCGCACUAUGAAUAGCAUUCAAAAUAUGAGACGUCAGCAGAGACCCUUGUUGGCAUCACAGUCUCCCAUCACUGGGCACCCGCCCCUGACUCCAGCACUCCAGUGUGUCCCCAGCCCUUUCUCCACCCCUCAAGGCAUGCUGGGACAUUCCACCCCAGUGUCUUACACUUCCCAGCAUACCAGACCUUCCACUCUCUGCCUUAGUCAGCCAGAAGAGUCACCAUUGCAGAUACUGGUCCCUGAUAAUAGACUGAAUCCAGGUCCUUUGUCUCCAGCCCGCAGGAAAUGUGAUUCGCCGAGGCGGAGAGGAGGUGGUCAGUUGUGUGUCAGCGGGACCAAUAGGGCCACCGUAGUGUCCAGCACACUCGUUGUGGAGUCUCAAAAUGAAGAAACUGUGACCGAGAACUUAUCCCAAAUAGUUAUAGAAAAUGCCAGAGAAAGAAUUCUCAAUGAUAGAUCCUUGCAAGAAAAACUUGCUGAAAACAUCAACAAAAUCUUGGCAAGUGAUAAUAGUCCUCAGACAUCAAAAGCUGCCUGCAGUGCUGUGGAACAAGAGCAGUCGAUUGAUGAAAUCCUGGGCCUACAGGGGGAAAUUCAUAUGACGGAUGAUGCAAUUCAAGACAUAUUGGCACAGACAGAGUCAGACCCAGCAUUUCAGGCACUCUUUGACCUCUUCGACUGUGGGAAAGGUAAAACGGCUGAAUGCAGUGAGCAGGCUGAUGGGAGCUUCAGUACUAGUACUAGUGCACAAGAGAGUGAUGAGACUGGGCAUGUGGACAGCGCCUCUCAAACAGCCACCGGACAGGAGGAUUCCACAUCAGGAGGAGAAAGUGGUGCACCAAAUAUAAGCACCCAGUCUGAGUCAAUAAGCAUAAAGAAAUCUUCCAGCCUUUGUAAUGCAACAAAGUCUGCUUCCACAGCUCCACAGGCACGUAUUGUAACUAAACAAACUGGACGAGGAUCCACAACCUCCAAAAGAGGGCUAGUCAGGACUAGAGUUUCAUCCAGUAAUAAACAAUCCAGAGGUGCCGCUUCAACUUCUCUAAGGUUGAACGAUAAAGCGGAUUCACGUCCACCUGACCAAACUGUAUCAAGCUCUUCAUUGACAGAGGAAGGAGCUGGCAUGGAGAUAGAUGAACCAGAAAAUGAAAUCUCUGAGAGCGUACAUAUUCAGCUAGUUCCUCUGGAGAGCUUGCAUGCAAACGAAACAUUAAGUGAAAAUAAAAGUAGUCAAGCUCCCAUUUCGACAUCGCAAACUACACACACUACUGAAACCUCAAAUAAUGCAUCUGCGAAUGAACCAGGACAGAAUGAGGACACGGGAACCUCUUUAUCCAUUCAAAGUGAGGCUGUGCCCUCACUUUGCUUACCUCAACCUGACACAUCCGCCAAAACGGCUUCUCCGCCCCCUUCAAACAAGACGCCUUUAACUCCUUCCUUCGUUCAAACUCAGUCCAACACUGUCAGAAGCAAUCUCCCUGCAUCAGGUGCUUCAUCUACUGCCACUACGCCCAGCAUUUCUGAUGCUCCGGCCAGGGAGCCUGAUCCCAAUAAGAUUGUGUCUCUGAAAAUCAUCAUCAGUGAUGAGCAGGACGAGGUCUCGGCUGAUGCGGCACUGAACCAGGCAGUUUCCAGCAUCACCAGUGACCACAUCCCCACCAUCUUCCUGUCUUCCCCUGCUAAAUCACCUGCCAAGACUGUGCCUGCAACCUCUGCAGUCAUAACAGCAGAGGAAACUGCUCAGGCCGUGAGCUGCUUACAGGGGACGGAGGGUGUGGGAUCAUUCAGAACACCUACAAGGAGUGCACAGAGUAGCGGACAGCCUGCGCUGGGACGUCCAGCAGGUCAGGAAACCGGCUUCAUUCAGCUGUUGCAAGCUCAUCCUACCUUUGGGUCUUCAAGUAGCUAUUUUGUUGUAACCGAACCGGGUGCUACUGAGCAGCGGUCAAAUGUUGUGCUGUUUCCAAGUAAUGUGCCUCAAGGGACCGUGUCUUCAAUACCGCAUGUGGUAACGACUCCACCUCGCCAGAGGACUGUGGUGUCCAUGGGAGCAAAUGUCUCUCAGACCUAUUCACCAGGUUCCACAAUCAUUAUAUCCUCCCCAGUUCAACCCAUGUUACAAAAUGUGAUGCUUCCAGUGUCUGUGAUGGGGCAGAAUACUGGAAAACUCACAGUCCUUCCCAAUCAGAUGUUGACUUUGCCAUGUUCAGCAACUGUAAGGCAGCCUGCAAAAGUUAUUUCUCAACAGAAAUUGGCACCCAAGCAAAACACUGACAUGGGCAAAACUAGCACGUCUGGUUCUGGUAAAGUGCUUCCCCAGGCCUCUGAGCAACAAAAGAGCAUAAGUGCAACAAGCCCUAGCCAUCGGCGGAUACUUUGCUUUGACGUCACACCUGAAACCACUGCAGCAGGCCAGAAUUCUUUACAGACAAGCACACUUACAUCCUCUGCUGUCACUUCCUCCUCUGCUCAGCAGCUUCAGAAAGAAAACACACAGACUGAACCAAAACAUCCUUUAGUUUCUGACACUUGCAAGAGAAGAAUAGAAACAGUUAGGUUGCCAGAAAUAAAUCCCAAACCGGUUAUAAAGGACUUUGAAAAAGUCACCAUAUUUCACCAACAAAAAGAAGCCCCAAAAAGCAAAGUGAAUGAAAAGGGACUAGAUCUAAUAGUUGUAUCAAGUACCAAGUCUUCCAACAAAGCUGCCAUUGAGCCAGAGGCUCUCAUUAGACCAGAAUCACUGAAAAAAUUACAAGCAUCACAGAAAGAAGAUGGCGGCGUUGUUUCAAAAUCACCGGCUCCAGGUCCAAAGCAGAAACCAGCAGGCAACACAAAGGAAGACUCACAAGAAGCCCCUGAAAAGGAGUUAAAACCAGCAGAAAGGUCCUCAGAAAAGACUUCCUUACAGAACUCUCCAGGCGUCACUGCAAAUAAAGAAAAUGAGCUGGAUGGCUGUCAGCGUGAGACAUCCGCACGCUCCGCUGAAGAUCUAGCACCUUCUACAGCUAAAUCUACAGUUCCCGUAUCAAGCAGUUCCAGUAAAACUUUAUGCAAGACGAGCCCUCUAACUAAACAGGCUGUUGAGAUGCUGCAGGACAUACAAGGCCAGGCUCCUGUGGCCACUCCACCAAAGAGACAGGUGGCCGGAUGUCCAGACCUCCCGCUCCCGAGAACACCUGGACCAGGACGUGCACAGGACGAGCUGACGGAUGGAUCGAGAACCCCGUCCCGACAGAGGCUCAGGAGGGAGGGUGAAAGCACGCCGAGGCUUCUCCCCAUUCCCGCCACCCCCGACAUCCCCUCCUGCAGUCCUGCCAGCGAAGCAGGGAGUGAGAACAGCAUCAACAUGGCCGCACACACUCUCAUGAUCCUGUCACGCGCCGCCAGGACGGGAGGUCCUCUGAAAGACAGUCUGCGUCAAGAGGAGGCCAGUGAUGGGAAAUCUGCCACUCCUAAAGGAAAGAAACGAAAACAAAUUGAACCGAGCCCUCCUGCAAAGAAAGAGCUACUGCUUUCCAGCUCCUCGAGCAAUAAAAAGAAAUCAAAGAAACAGAAGAAGCUGCUGGACUCCUUUCCUGAAGACUUGGAUGUAGAUAAAUUCCUGUCAUCCCUGCACUAUGAUGAGUAAUGACGCUGGGGACGAGCCGUGCCGCUUGCCACCAUUUCAGGGACAUAACAAGCCAUGUGUGAUACUGAGAGCGUUAAAACAGAUCGGUUCUGAAUAGCUGCUUUUUGUUUUACGUCCAGAAUGUGAGAUAUUGUACAUACACACCAUAUAAGCCUAAUAAUCAUAUUUGUACAGUAAAGAUGUUCUUAUACAGGCCUAGUUUAAGCACUCUUCAAAACAAACAAGAAAAUAAUUUAAGACUAAACUGUCAUUUUUGACUACAUAUGUGAAAGAGUCAUAGUUAUUCAGCUCAUUGUCAUUUUUAUGGGCGUCUUCCAUUAACUGCACCAUGUGACUACAUUUCUAUGGACAUUUUCAAGAGAAAUGAUUUCAUUUGUACAGCCUCUAGGUGGUAUUCUUCCUUUACAGUAUGGAUAUAAGUUAAACGUUGUUGUUUUCUGUCCUUUAGAUGGUUUAUUAUAUGAUGUAUUUUAAUAAAUCAAUAUUUGAUUGAAUCUUUUUUUAAAUGAUUCUGUGUUACUGUCCAACUAUGGCAUAUUUAUUUGGAAUAGACCGGCAGCAUCUGACAGUGAAGACUGAAAUUCAGCUUUGGCAUCACAGGAAUAAAUUACAUUUACAAAAUCCAAAAGUUAUUUUAAAUUGUAAUAUUAUUUCCCCAUAUUACUGUUAUUACUGUAUUUGUAAUCAAAUAAAUAAACAAAUGAUCUUAUAUACUGUUACUCAA